This is a messenger RNA of Solanum stenotomum, 2164 nucleotides long. Its product is annotated as protein NRT1/ PTR FAMILY 7.3-like. The transcript has 5 exons. Gene Ontology annotation, molecular function: transmembrane transporter activity. Lineage: Eukaryota; Viridiplantae; Streptophyta; Magnoliopsida; Solanales; Solanaceae. Gene Ontology annotation, cellular component: membrane. The record is from RefSeq and is a predicted model, not a curated record. Gene Ontology annotation, biological process: transmembrane transport. Bases 130 to 1923 code for a protein of 597 amino acids.
AGCUUCAGAAAAGCAUCUUCUCCUCCCAUAACUUGACAUUUUUGAGGAAAUUAAUUAAAUUUUCUCUCACAUUUUUCUCCACUAUAAACUUGAACUUUCCUAUCGAUCUGGUGCAAGUUAAAGAACCAAAUGGCUUGCUUAAACUUUCACAAAAGGUGUGAGAAGAGGGAGAUGGAAAAAGACGAAUAUACCUUUGAUGGAAGUGUGGAUAAGCAGGGUGAACCUGCGGUGCGUGCUAAGACUGGAAGGUGGUUUGCUGGUGUUCUCUUACUUGUGAAUCAAGGUCUAGCUACACUAGCAUUCUUUGGAGUUGGAGUGAAUUUAGUACUAUUUUUAACUAGAGUUAUGGGUCAAGACAAUGCUGAAGCAGCCAACAGUGUGAGCAAAUGGACAGGCACAGUUUAUAUCUUUUCCCUUUUGGGAGCUUUCGUAAGUGAUUCCUACUGGGGAAGAUAUAAGACUUGUGCUAUUUUCCAAGCCAUUUUUGUAGCGGGACUGGUUUCACUUUCAUUGACAUCAUACAUUUUCUUAAUCAAGCCUAACGACUGUGGAGAUGAGGAGACCCCUUGUGGGUCCCACUCAACUAUCAGCGUCGCCCUCUUCUAUGUGUCAAUUUACUUAAUUGCCCUUGGAAAUGGAGGGUAUCAACCUACUAUUGCAACAUUUGGAGCAGACCAAUUUGAUGAAGAUCACCCUCAAGAAAGUCACUCAAAAGUGGCUUUUUUUAGCUACUUUUACCUUGCAUUAAAUCUUGGAUCUUUGUUUUCAAAUACCAUCUUAGGAUAUUUUGAAGAUCAAGGAAUGUGGACAAUAGGCUUUUGGGCAUCAGCUGGCUCUGCCAUUUUGGCACUUGUCUUGUUUCUUAUUGGAACACCUAGAUAUAGACACUUCAAACCUACAGGCAACCCUCUAUCAAGAUUUUGUCAAGUGGUUGUAGCUGCAACUAAGAAAUGGAAUGUUCAACAACCUUCAAGGGGAGAUGAACUAUAUGAAGGUGAUGAACAAGACCUUCCUCUCAAUGGAAAUAGAAGAAUUCUCCACACACAAGGAUUCAAAUUCUUGGAUAGAGCAGCUAUAAUCACAUCAAAGGAAGGAGGAGGGAACAGCCCAUGGCGCCUUUGUGCAGUGUCUCAAGUAGAAGAAGUGAAAUGCAUAUUGAGACUGCUUCCAAUUUGGCUUUGCACAAUACUUUAUUCAGUUGUGUUUACUCAAAUGGCCUCUUUAUUUGUGGAGCAAGGGGCUGCAAUGAAAACAACUCUUUCAGGAUUCCAUAUUCCUCCAGCAAGCAUGUCUAGUUUCGACAUCCUCAGUGUUGCAUCAUUCAUUUUCAUCUACAGGCGAGUUCUUGAUCCCCUCGUUGCAAGAUUAAAAAAAUCUUCUCCAAGGGGAUUGACAGAGCUUCAAAGGAUGGGAGUUGGCCUCAUAAUUGCUAUAAUGGCAAUGGUAGCUGCAGGAAUAGUUGAGCACUUCAGGUUAAAAUCGGCAGAAAAAGAUUGUUCACAUGACUGCUCGAAUUCAAGUUCGUUAAGCAUUUUCUGGCAAGUACCUCAAUAUGUACUGAUAGGAGCAUCGGAGGUGUUUAUGUAUGUUGGACAAUUGGAGUUCUUUAAUGGACAAGCACCUGAUGGAUUGAAAAGCUUUGGAAGUGCAUUGUGUAUGACUUCAAUUUCACUAGGAAACUAUGUGAGCAGCUUGUUGGUUUCUGUUGUCAUGAAAAUUUCAACUACUGAUAAUAUGCCUGGAUGGAUACCUGGAAAUCUCAACAAGGGUCAUUUAGACAGAUUCUAUUUCUUGUUAGCAGCUUUGACAUCAGCUGAUUUUUUGGUCUAUCUCAUAUGUGCAAAGUGGUAUAAGUACAUUAAAUUUGAAGAAAGAAGCAUUGAAAAGCAAAAUGGAGAGAAGCAGGGUGAUUUCAGAGUGUAGACUAAACACAUUUCAUGUUAUGUUAUGUUUCCAAUUAUUUGUUCUAAAUAACAACAAAAACAUAGGAUUAGAAAAGAUGAUAUGUAUUAGGUUGCAAGGAGACUAGAGAAAGUGCAUUGUUAUUCUUCUCUAAGUCGAGCACAAGAUGCAUGUUUCGUUGGAUGGUAUGCACUAUCAAAUUCUUUGCAUUUGUAAAUCUUCUUGCUCUGCUAUUAUAUAUAUAUUUUUUCUUUUACUUUAA